Trichoderma atroviride IMI 206040 is the source of this 550-nucleotide messenger RNA. NCBI's taxonomy places the organism in Eukaryota, Fungi, Ascomycota, Sordariomycetes, Hypocreales, Hypocreaceae. The record is from RefSeq and is a predicted model, not a curated record.
CGCACUCGUAUUACCAGGUGCACAUGCAGCUAGGCCAAUGCGCGCUGCGCCAUCGUUUCAGCGCUCGUCUUCAGCGCCGCAUCCGCUACCAGCCUCCGCCAUCCGACCUCCCAGCCAGAGCCGUGCUAGCGUCUCGGCCCCGUCGUCAUGGCAAAGAGCCAGUACCGAGGCAAACAAAAACCUGGAAGCCACGGCGCCCCGCUUUUCCCGUCCCCCCCAGAACCGCCUUCAGCAGGUCAGCCGCAGCUCCGCCCCAGAGGGAAGCGCAAGGGAGAUACCUUUUCGGUACCCCCUGCAUUGCGACGCCAGGGAUGGGCUCGCGUGUACUGGCGCAGUACCUGGUGCCAAACCACGCGAGCCCCGGGAUUUGCCCAGGCUCGAUUUAAUUACCAAGCCGCCGGGGCUUGUGAUUGCCCCAGCCAUUUGAUGAAGGCUCAUCUCCCCUCCCGUCGAGCGCUGGAGCUUAUCGCAACUCUUCGCUCCUCUCCCAAUUCCAGAUUCGAAUUGCAUCCUGCCAGGCCCGACGCGUUCCUCGCACAACAACACAACG